Messenger RNA from Salvia splendens (bonfire salvia), 1548 nucleotides. RefSeq lists its product as uncharacterized. The transcript has a single exon. Lineage: Eukaryota; Viridiplantae; Streptophyta; Magnoliopsida; Lamiales; Lamiaceae. The record is from RefSeq and is a predicted model, not a curated record. Bases 1 to 1548 code for a protein of 515 amino acids.
AUGUCGCUGGGAGAGCUGAGAGGCAACGAAGGAAAAAUUCCUGCCACAGUGCAGCAGACUGGGUGUGAGAACAUUAGCGAAGUCUCCCUGAGGUCAGGGAAGGUGUACCAGAGCCCCAGCCCACCUGCAGUGUCCCUAGCAUCUAUACCUGGACCAAGCCACCAAGAAGAAGGAGAGUCCAGUGGAGCGGAUCAAACGAAGGGGAAAAAGAAAGGCAAAGCGAAGGUGGGCCGUGAGACCACAAGAGAAAGUCAAGGUGAAGAAACCGAGAAGGUCAAACCAUAUCCAUACCGCGGAAUGGUGACCAGGAAGAGAGACGCCACAAUUGACGUGGCCAGUAUGUUCAAAGAUGUGGAAGUCAAGGUGCCACUCUUGACGGCACUGAAAAUGCCCCCAAUCAGCAAGUUUAUAAAGGACUACCUGGCGGGGAAGGUCAAUGAGGAGGGGAGAAUGAUUACAGAGGAGAACGUCUCUGCCGUGAUCCAGAGGAGCGACCUCCCAUCAAAAAAGAUCGACCCAGGAAUGUUCACGCUCCCAAUUUCGAUUGGGGAUAUUCAAGUGGAGCACGCCAUGUGUGAUUUAGGAGUGUCUAUCAAUGUUCUGCCAUACUCCAUUUAUAAGAAGCUGGGAGAGGCCAAGCUAGUCGAUACUGAUAUAAUGAUACAGUUGGCCGACAGAUCUUGUAUUCACCCGGAGGGAAUUCUGGAAGAUGUAAUCGUGAAGGUGAAUGAUUUUCUAUACCCAGCAGACUUUUUCGUCAUCAAGAUGACAGAGCCAGCAGCAAAGGAGUCGAGUGGAGUUCUACUGGGAAGGCUGUUCCUAUCCACGGCCAGCACUAUAAUUGACGUCCGUAAUGGGACAAUCAGCUUGGAUUUCAAUGGAGAGGAGUUCACGUUCAAUAUUGAUGACGCUAUGAAGAGACCAGCAGACAUCGAGAACGUGUACUCAGUAGAUGUGGCUGAGUUGCUAGUACAGGAAUAUCUGGAGGAGGAAUUCCUACAGAGGCAGUUCACUGACUCCGCUGCAGAUGAAGAGGUCGAGAAAGAAGUCGCUGAAUGGUACGAAGCCAUGAACGUCGGUGAAAUGGAUGAUCAAGCCAUCGCGAAAGUGAUGAUGGAUUUUUGCGAUCGCCCGCGACCAGCUGGGUCAAGCGGGAAGGCUCAAGUGUCUAGCCUCGAAAAGUUGCCUGAUCAAGGCAAGUCACUGAGAAGAGAAACAGAAGAAAAUCCAUUGCCUACUGAAGUGCCGAAACCCGCAAAGGAGUUAAAGCCUCUUCCAGCACAUUUAAAGUAUGCCUAUCUGGGAGAAGACGAAACAAAGCCAGUCAUCAUCAACAGUCAGUUGACCCAGGGGCAGGAAGACAGAUUGCUGGAAGUACUAAAGCGCAACCAGAAAGCCAUAGGAUGGAAGUUGACAGAUCUGGUGGGCAUCAACCUUGACUUGUGCAUGCACCACAUCAGAUUGGAGGAAGGAGUUAAAACGCAUCGUGACCAGCAACGCAAACUUAACCUCCACAUGAGAGAAGAAGUGCUCAAGGAGAUAGUCUAG